CAGAAAGCACCUGCAUGUGUGAUUUGCUGAUUUGUUUUAUUUUCUCAAUGGCUCAUUUGUAAGCACAAGAGAAGCUAAAAUCGGAUUAAAGACAGAAAAUGUUUUUUCCACAAUAAGAAAACUUUAUUUCAUUUAAUAUGAAAAUUAAAUUAUAUCUCAGUAUGGGGGUCUUCACAAUUCUUAUCCAAGAAUAAAAAGCCAAAUACAUGACAAGCCUGAGCUUUGACAAUAUCUUAUUUAAAAAAUAAAAUGUUAUAAGUCUAACUAUCGAGAUUUUAAAUAACUAGAGAUGGAACUUUCUGUACACAUGCACGAACCACUGAAAUCGGUUGAAAAAUGUAAACGUUAUUUUUGUUUUUAUCCAGAAAAACCGCAACUCCCCCGUUUAUUUGCAUUUGAUUACAGCGCAGUCUUGCCCUCCGCAAAAUGGCGGACGCGUUGACGUAUCGCAGCAACGUUCCAAAGCGGCCAAUAGGGCGUCUAUGUAUUUAUUAUGUCUAUGGCUUAGAAUUCCGGGCUUCCAGGCACGUGAUGUAAUUAAUAUUCAUUAGCCAAUCAUUCCCCUACCGUUAAGAACAAAGUGGUUCAGUUACUAAGCAACUCGUUUUUAGAAACACAUGAGCCUGCAGUGGGUACGGCGAAAGCAGAGACAGAAAUCCAACGAUAAACUUUAAAACAAUCAAUAUCAUAAAAAUGUCCAGUACGUUGUUAUCAGAGGGCAUCAAGACCCCUGUCCAUGAUCAAAUUUCGAUACUACAACGAAAAAUUCAGCUUCUGGAGGGAGACAGAAGCGCAUACUUUGAAAGCGCUCAGUCAGCCAUCAAGAAAAACAGAGGAACCAUCCUGCAGCUGAGACAAGAAAAUAAAAACUUGCACAAGAAACUUGCCGAGGCCCUUGCUGGAGAUGAACAAGUCAUCAGAGAGGCCUUCCAAAGCCGUGUGGUGGAGAAAGCAGCAUUCAGGAACAUGUCUGGGAAGGCAGCUUGUACGGUGAUGGAUCAGAAGGUGUGUGAUAAAAUGAAGAAGUUUAACGCUCUAAAACACACCACUCAGACACAAAGGCGCCGUUUAGAGGACCUGAAGCUUCAGUACCAGAGCAUGAAGCCAGAGAGAAGAAGCCCUGUGGCUGAUGCACAGAAACAAGAGGAGGAGAAGAGAGAAGGGGACUCCGCCGAUCAGCUUCCUCAAAAGAAGUUGCGCAUGCUGGAAAACCGUUUGGAGAAAGCACAGCUGAAAUGUCAUGAAGCAGAGCACAUCAUGCGGGGAUACCUGAAACUGAAGGAGCACCUGCAGGAAGAGAGUCUUACAUAUCAGUCUAAGCUGGACCAGCUGGAGGCAGAGAUCCACCUUCAGACCCAAGAGCUCAAAGACCUGCAGGUCAUGAACAGUGAUGCUCACCUGUCUAAGGACGCUGCCAAGGCUGAGCUGCAGUUUAAGGAGGAGCAGGUGCUCAGAGAGCGCAGAGAGAGAGAAAAAAUUCUCUUCCGCUAUAAGAAGCAGGCAGAAGAGAGGAAGGCUCUGGCAGAGAGGAUGGAGAGAAGACCCCAGCGAGCGAGCAUGCACCCCGAUGAGCUGAGCACUGAUGCCCAGCGCAGUGCCACUGGAGUGGGGGAGGAAGAGGAAGCCAUCUCUGCUUUUGAGGAAGCUUUCCAACGCAUCAAAGAGGCCACUGGAGUCACAGACACACAGGAAAUAGUGGACAGGUUUAUCUCUCAGGGAGAAACACAGACACAUCUGGAGAAGAUGAAGGCACAAAAUGAGAAAACUCUUCUUCAGCUGAAGGAUGAGAGAAAUAAUCUGCAGACUCAGUUUCAGGAUAUGAAAUAUUCAGGAGAAACUAAACUAUCAAGUGAGCAGCAGAUGCUGCAGGAUUGCGAGCAUCAACUGCAGCAGGAGCAACAGCAGCGUGAUGCAUAUAAAGAUCAUCUGGACUGGCUCACACGCACACUCAGAUCCGUCCGAGCUGGAGUGCAACAGCUCAGUGAUAAACUUCAGCAUAUACCACUGAUGAAAAGUCCGGUGCCCCAACUUCCCUCAGAUGCAGGAGAACACGUGCUCCAGCUGCUGUCUGAGGCCAAGCAGAAACUUAUCAGGCUAAAAGAGGAACUGCAGGGUAAAGAUCUGGUGACCAUCAUAAAGGAGAUGGAGGAUGAAGAGUUCCGUGCCAGUAUACAAGGAAAACUGCCCCACCACAACACUCGCAUUCAGUUGCCUGAGGCACAGAAACUGGCCCCCUUUUAUGAUGAGCAAGAGAGUGGCGAAGAUGAAGGUGAUGUCAUCACCCGUGCCAUCCUGAAGCACCAGUCGCAAUUGAUAAUUGACGCAAAAACCAAGAGGAAGACUCGUAUCAAAAAGAGGAAGGGCAAACUCUGAUUUGAUCCAGUCCCUGAUCUGACAGCAGUGAGAAAUAUGACCAGAUAUACCCACUACAUUUCCUGGAAGCUUUGUCUCAAUUCAAACUGAUCUGUUAGAAAAUUUGUGCUGGUGAAAAUAAAUUAAUUAUUGAGUUGUAUUGCAAGAAAAGUAUUAGCAAACUGAAUCGUUUGUGCACAUGACUCCUUGCAUGACAAAUGACAUCAGUCAUGUUUUUAAUGUAACACCUGUUAAAGAUUAUGAUUCUCACAUGACACCUGUGUUGAUGAUAAGCCAGAGAUACCUUCUCGGCAUAGAACUGGAGAAAUGUCCUUCAGCAAUUAGCAAACUAAUUUACUGCAUACUUUUACAUUUUAAAGCUAAGC
Molecule: messenger RNA, 2738 nt
Organism: Xyrauchen texanus (razorback sucker)
Lineage: Eukaryota; Metazoa; Chordata; Actinopteri; Cypriniformes; Catostomidae
Gene: odad3
Product: outer dynein arm docking complex subunit 3
Exons: 14
Coding region: 694-2373 (559 amino acids)
Biological process (GO): cilium movement; outer dynein arm assembly
Cellular component (GO): cilium
Source: RefSeq, a predicted model, not a curated record